AUGGCCACCGCCCAGCAUAGCCCCCCGGAUGAACUAUCAAUCCUCACCCUGAACGUAUGGGGUCUCCUCCGUAUCUCUCCCCUCCGUCCCCAGCGCAUGACCGAGAUCGCCAAGCACAUCAACACCCUCGCACCCGCUAUCGUCUGUCUCCAGGAGCUCUUCACCCAGAGCGACUACCACCUCAUCCGCCAGGCCACCGCGGAUCUCCUCCCCUAUGGCAAAUACUACUUCUCCGGCGCCUUUGGCGGGGGCCUCGCCAUACUGAGCAGGUACCCCAUUGAGGAGAGCACCUUAACGCCCUACACCCUCAACGGACGUCCCACGGCCUUCUGGCGGGGUGACUGGUUCGUGGGCAAGGGCAUUGCGCGCGCCACCAUUCGCAUCGCAGGAGGACCCCAGGGUCUCGUCGACGUCUUCAACACGCACACGCACGCGCCGUACGAGAGCGGGCCUCGCGACAGCUACAUCACCCACCGCCUCGCCCAGUCGUGGCAGGCCGGCAAGCUGAUCAGAGACUCAAUGCACAAGGGACGCCUGGUCAUUGCGGCGGGCGACUGGAACAUGCGUCCCGACACAAUGCCCUACCGCCUCUUGCUCGAUCAGACCACGUCCGCGCUGCAGGACUCGUGGCGCGCGCUUCAUCCCCAGAGUGCCCUGGGUCCGAAUCACAAGACCCCUCCUACGGCGCGGCACAACAUUGUUGAGAAUGGCAUGACCAGCAACAAUGUACUCAACACAUGGCGCUGGUCCAAGAAAGCGCAGAAGAAGCUCCUGAAAGGGGAUUCCCAGCCCGUGCGUCCUGAUGAAGCGGAUCCGCAUGGUCAGCGCCUGGAUUACGUCUUUGUCUCGACAUCUGUCGCCGGAUCGGAAGACUGGCUCAUCACGGAUACAAGGGUGGUCAUGACGGAGAGGCACCCAGAGCUGCACGUAUCUCUGUCAGAUCACUUUGGCGUCUUGACAUCUUUAACGCGUUCUGGUGCAGAUUCAUCGCUACCCACUCGACCAGCUUCGAAGAGGGCGCAGGCGAAAGACAAAUCUAGCCUCGACAUGUACGACCGGAUUCUGGAAAGACUGCAGUGGUACGUGACGCGAGAGCACAGCCAGAAGUUCUGGCGGGGAACUCGCUUCUAUGGAGGGCUUCUCAUAUGGGUCGCCUGUUUGGUAGCUGUAUGGUUUGUGCCGCACAACUACAUUGCGUUCGUCCUCAUGCUCGUCGCCAGCCUUAUCUUGACUGGGUCCACGAUCGAAGGGCUACUCUCGUUGCUCUUCUUCAGUAGCGAGCUGCGGAGCCUAAAAGAGUUUGAAUGGGAGAUCCGUAAUGCAAAGGCAGUCGGCUCGGGGAACUCUCAAACCACAUCCUACGAAUCUUCCCAGGAGUGA
Emericellopsis cladophorae is the source of this 1380-nucleotide messenger RNA. RefSeq lists its product as uncharacterized. Lineage: Eukaryota; Fungi; Ascomycota; Sordariomycetes; Hypocreales; Bionectriaceae. Gene Ontology annotation, molecular function: sphingomyelin phosphodiesterase activity. Gene Ontology annotation, cellular component: cytoplasm. The record is from RefSeq and is a predicted model, not a curated record. The coding region runs from base 1 to 1380 and encodes 459 amino acids. The transcript has a single exon.